AUGUCGUUCCGGUCAAUUGUGCCUCCGCCCGACUUUUUAUCAAAAGCCGAGUUCAACAGACCUUGUGGUCGGUCACCAAAUAAAAUCUCUACUCUGCUAACUAAUGUGCAGCGAAGAAAUGUUCAAACACUUGCUCCAACAGAAUCUAAAGACCUAACAUUUUUUCAAAUGGCUGCUCAGGGUGAGCUGUUGUUGCUUCAAAGGGAAAUAGAAAGUCGAAACUUCAAUAUAGAUGUCCCAGAUAACCAGGGAUUUACUCCACUGUUAUGGGCUUGUGCUAAUGGACAGAAGGCUGCAGUGGAGUUACUCGUUUUCUAUGGUGCAAAUAUCAUUCUAUCUGGAGAUAACGGAGAAACAGGACUGCUCCUAGCUGCUAGCCGCGGUCACUUUGAUGUGGUUCUUUACUUGCUCAAGGCUGGAUGCCCAGUAGACCUUUCCGACGAACUGUGCAACACUGCGUUAAUGUUCGCAGCCUAUAACAAUAACGCCGCAAUCGUGUCUCUGUUACUCGAUUGGGGUGCUGAUAUUACUUCUAUAAAUGCAGAUGGGUGGACAGCACUGGAUUUUGCUAUACGACGAGGCUCACGUGCUAGCCAACGUAUAAUUGAGAAGCAUAUUUUAUCUCUGUUGCAAACUCAUUAGUUUUUC
Messenger RNA from Schistosoma mattheei, 648 nucleotides. The record is from the annotation of a GenBank genome assembly. Lineage: Eukaryota; Metazoa; Platyhelminthes; Trematoda; Strigeidida; Schistosomatidae.